UCUUCUCACUCGCACUCACUUUGGUUCCCUCUCCCAGUCGGCUACAUUGUCAGCUCUUUGCUCUCUCUUGCCUGCCUGCCUACGUCGCCUUGUCAUCGUCGCCAAGUGUUUGAUUUUUUCGGGUUUGUCGUAGCUAAAAGUGGUCACCAUGGCGGAGAAGAAGGAAGAGAACAUGCCGACCUUCAAGUGUGUCUUGGUGGGGGAUGGAGGGACUGGGAAAACCACCUUCGUCAAGCGUCACUUGACUGGAGAAUUCGAGAAAAAGUAUGUCGCCACGUUGGGGGUGGAGGUCCACCCGCUCGUCUUCAAUACGUCGAGAGGCUCCAUCCGUUUCAACGUGUGGGACACAGCAGGUCAAGAGAAAUUUGGAGGAUUGCGGGACGGUUAUUAUAUUCAGGGCCAAUGUGCCAUUGUAAUGUUUGAUGUGACCUCUCGGGUCACAUAUAAGAACGUGCCGAACUGGCAUCGGGAUUUGGUUAGGGUUUGCGAGAACAUACCGAUUGUACUUUGCGGGAACAAAGUUGACAUCAAGGAUCGGAAAGUGAAGGCAAAGAGCAUCGUUUUCCAUCGGAAGAAGAAUCUACAAUAUUACGAUAUCUCCGCUAAGAGCAACUACAACUUUGAGAAACCAUUUCUCUGGCUGGCUCGUAAACUUAUUGGGGAUCCCAACCUUGAGUUCGUCGCCAUGCCAGCACUCGCUCCACCAGAGGUCCACAUGGAUCCUGCUUGGCAACGACAGAUUGAAAACGAUCUCCAGGAGGCAGCCAACGUUGCUCUACCCGAUGAUGAUGAAGAUCUAUAAGCUCCAUCUUUUCUCACUAACAUCAAAGCUAACAGCAACAUCUUCGUCACCGAUUACACCUUUGUUCGUUGUCUAUAAUUUUUUUCUUAUGAACUUUGUUUAUGCAAUUUAAAAAUAAAAUCUAAACUAUUUGUACGUCUGUGAAUUUGUCAGUGAUAUAUUCAGAAGGUGAGGUGAGCCCACUUUUUCAAAAGUAAAUAUUUGUGUCGUCUUUUAUGGUCACACACACAACCAAAUUAAGUGUGUACAUGCGUCAGUAAAUUAAAUAAAGAUACUUGAUAAUGUUUAAUUAA
Molecule: messenger RNA, 1095 nt
Organism: Folsomia candida
Lineage: Eukaryota; Metazoa; Arthropoda; Collembola; Entomobryomorpha; Isotomidae
Product: GTP-binding nuclear protein Ran
Exons: 4
Coding region: 149-802 (217 amino acids)
Biological process (GO): protein import into nucleus; ribosomal subunit export from nucleus
Cellular component (GO): nucleus; cytoplasm
Molecular function (GO): GTPase activity; GTP binding
Source: RefSeq, a predicted model, not a curated record